Clupea harengus (Atlantic herring) is the source of this 3010-nucleotide messenger RNA. It is a transcript of the gene nr5a1a, whose product is annotated as nuclear receptor subfamily 5, group A, member 1a. Gene Ontology annotation, cellular component: RNA polymerase II transcription regulator complex. Gene Ontology annotation, molecular function: nuclear receptor activity; zinc ion binding; RNA polymerase II cis-regulatory region sequence-specific DNA binding. The transcript is spliced from 7 exons. The record is from RefSeq and is a predicted model, not a curated record. Gene Ontology annotation, biological process: regulation of transcription by RNA polymerase II; hormone-mediated signaling pathway; tissue development. Bases 842 to 2248 code for a protein of 468 amino acids. NCBI's taxonomy places the organism in Eukaryota, Metazoa, Chordata, Actinopteri, Clupeiformes, Clupeidae.
CGUACAAAUAUCAUGUAGAUAUGUAGAAAUAAAAAUAGAUAUACAUUAAUGUUACUUGGAGCCUACGAUGUAAUGACCAAUUUUAACACUCCAUAUAAUUACGCAGAUAUUGAAAACUUUGCGAUUUGCAAUAAAGCCUCACAUUAUCCAUGGCGGACAACUUAAAUUUUCGUUCAGUUGAAGUGAAAUGAACCACUGUUAAAAUGGAAUUUAUUUGGAGCACUGGUGGUCACUGCAGUAGGGCUCGCUCAUAUCGUGGAAUAGGCUAGAAUGCCUACUGAAACACAAGUCGUGUACUGUAGGUCUACCUCAUUAUUUUGCCCUGUUUUACAUGUUGACAUAAAAGGCCAUUUUCAAUGAUGAACUUGUAGAUGAACUUUCUGGCAGGUGGUUAGCCUGUUAACUGCAAUUCCGUUAGCGUUCAUACCCAGUGAUAUUCGACUAUUGGAUGCAGACCUGUAAGACUUUCACUUUACACCAUCAUCAAAAGGCACAUUUCGCUAGGUUUUCUGCUCGCACUGACUUACCAAACCUGAUGCAAACCUUUUUCUGAAGAAAGUAGCCAUGUCCUCUGUAGAUUAAAUGCCGGUAGUUGAUUGGCGGAAUGCAGAUAUGUGGGAAGUUAUGACCUUUGGGAGCGCAGGGGGCAUGGACACAUUUGACACGCACACUAUUAAAGCCUCCAAUAUGAAGAUGAGUGAUCUCUCUUUUCGUGCUGUGCGGCGCGUGUGUUAUGUUGACGUGUGCGUACCUCUGGUAGUGGUAGACCACAACGUCUUCUGAAUCUAUUCAAGGAUUACAACCACCGAAAAAGCUGCAAGUGCCUACGACUUUACAGGUGAUGGAGUUUAGCCAUGAGCUCGAAGAUCUCUGUCCGGUGUGUGGAGAUAAGGUUUCAGGGUACCAUUACGGCCUACUGACAUGUGAAAGUUGCAAGGGCUUUUUCAAGAGGACUGUUCAAAAUAACAAGAGAUACACUUGCGCUGAAAACCAGACAUGCAGAAUAGACAAAACCCAGCGUAAGAGAUGCCCUUUUUGUCGCUUUCAAAAGUGCCUGAACGUUGGAAUGAGAUUAGAAGCGGUCCGUGCUGACCGGAUGCGAGGGGGAAGGAAUAAAUUUGGCCCCAUGUACAAACAAGACAGGGCACUGAAGCAGCAGCAGAAAGCCCUAAUCCAUGUUAGCAACUUCAAACUAGAGCCAAGUCCUUCUCUGGCCCCAAGCCUCCAGACCAAGAGCAGCUUUCCAGGGGGCCUGUCGGGGCUCCUGCCCCCCCUUACCCCUCCGGACUGUGACUGCGUCCCUCCAUAUUGCCCCCCUUCUCUGGGUGUGGCCCUUCAAAGCCAUGACAGCCCCUUUCCUGGUCAGUACCAAUACACUGCCGCUCCUUUCCCCUCCAGGUCUAUCAAGUCUGAAUACCUUGACCAGUACUUAAUUUCCCCCGACUCCCCGCCAGAGUACAGUUACCCUCAGGGGUGUCUGCUGGGAUCCCCCCAAACCUCCAGCUUGCUCCCCGCCCUGCCACCACAGCUGGUGUUGAACCUGCUGCGCUGCGAGCCGGAUGAAGCCCAGGUGCGGCUGAAGGUGGCGACCUACCUGUGCCAGGAGCAGAAAAGCCGGGGCAAGCAGGAGAAGCUCAGCUCAUUCAGGCUGCUGUGUCUCAUUGCGGACCAGACGCUCUUCUCCAUCGUGGACUGGGCUAGAAGCUGCAUCUUCUUCAGGGAACUUCAGGUUGGAGAUCAGAUGAAGCUCCUCCACAACUGCUGGAGUGAGUUGCUGGUGCUGGAUCACAUCUGCAGACAGGUGCACCAUGGGAAGGAGGGUAUUGUCUUACUAGUGACUGGAGAGGAGGUUGAUGUCCCCAUUUUCUGCCAAGCAGGGCCACCCCUUAUCAGCCUCGUACAGAGAACCCAGGAACUGGUGGAGAGGCUGCAGGGUCUGCAGAUGGACAGGAAAGAGAUGGCCUGCUUCAAGUUUCUCAUCCUCUUUAAUCCAAGUGUGAAGCUGUUGGAGAACCAGGCAUUCGUGGAGAGUGUCCAGGAGCAAGUGAGCAGUGCCCUGAUGGAGUACACUCUCUGCGCUUACCCCCAGUCAGUGGAUCUCUACAGCCAGCUGCUACUGUGCCUGCCGGAGCUGCACACCCUGAGCACACAGGCGGACGACUACCUGCUCCACAAACACCUGAGCGGGGAGGUACCCUGCAACAACCUGCUUGUAGAGAUGCUCCAUGCAAAGAGAGCCACUGUAUGAUCACUGUAUGAGCCACUGUAUGCAUUAUUGUGUGUGUGUGUUUGUGUGUGUGUGUGUGUUUGUGAGAGAAACAGAGAGAAAGAGAGAGCACUGAGGUAAGAACAGGAGAAGCAAAUUAUGUUGUAAGAUAAACUUUUUAUGUCAUAUGUUGCCCUUGCAGGUGUGAGCACAGGAGUCUGUGCCAAUAUAUUUACUUUUCUACCGUGGCAGUGUUAGCAUAUUUUGUAUUCCUAGGUCACUCCAUGUUACUCCUCCCAAUAUAAACAUGUUUACAAACUGUAUGUACAAACUUUACAGUCAUUUUAUGGGAUACCUAUCACUGUCUGUCCUUACUGUGUUUGAAUAUUAUUUUAUGGUUAUUUGAAAUUUGUUUAUUAUUUAAAAUAAAUAUUCAGUCUUUAAACAUCUUACGAAAGAAUAUUGUAUGUCCUUAAACAUCUAUUACACAACACCCUGUAUUUUUGCUCUGGUGUUAGUAAAAGCUGAGGUAUUUAUAUAACAAAAGGUAGUGCUAUUUUCUUAUAUGCUACUUUAUAUGCCAUACAGUAAUGCACAUUUUUAUAAUGCCUGCUUUUUGUAUUUUUGAAAGGUGCUUGAUGGUAUUCUGUUGUUAAAUUUGGUGGGUCACAUGUACAGCAUGUUGAACAAUAGUGUGUUAAACACUUUAAAGGCGUUACUGUAAUCAUCACAAUUUAUGAGAGUUGUCAUAUUUAUUAACAUGAUUGUAAGGCAUUCUGAAUAAAAACCUAUGUUUUCAUUGAA